Messenger RNA from Oncorhynchus gorbuscha (pink salmon), 928 nucleotides. RefSeq names its product zinc finger protein 189-like. Gene Ontology annotation, cellular component: nucleus. NCBI's taxonomy places the organism in Eukaryota, Metazoa, Chordata, Actinopteri, Salmoniformes, Salmonidae. The annotation marks the transcript as partial. The record is from RefSeq and is a predicted model, not a curated record. Gene Ontology annotation, biological process: regulation of transcription by RNA polymerase II. Gene Ontology annotation, molecular function: RNA polymerase II cis-regulatory region sequence-specific DNA binding; DNA-binding transcription factor activity, RNA polymerase II-specific. The transcript is spliced from 2 exons.
CAUUUGAGCUCUUUAUAUGCUUUCGGUGUUUAUUCGCCACUCUGUUUUAAACACACGUCUGUCGUAUCUACUAGUUACCCCUUUUAAUAUCAUAUGUACGUCAGCUAGCUGUCUGGUUAAGGUAGCAGUAGCACUAGGCUAAUCGCUAAUGCUAACAUCCCCGACCAUGAGUUCAAAAAGCUACCACACCUCUGUUGAAGAGGAGGACUGCUGGACGGAGAGAAACGCUCUCGUGAAAGAGGAAAGGGAAGAGGAGGCUGUCACUGUUAAACAAGAAGUAAAGGAUGAGGCUGUUACAGUGAAAGACGUUUCAGUGAAAGAGGAGGGGGAAGAUAAACAAGAGGGUGCAGUUUUUACAGUGAAAGAGGAGGAAGACGUUUUUGGAGUGAAGGAGGAUGCGGAGAUUACUGUCACAUUGGAGGAGGAAGAAGAGCAGAAUGGAGAUCUGAUUAACACCAGAGAGACACCAGACUCAGAAGAUCCAGAGCAAGAGACGUCUGAACCAGCAAGACGACACCACUGUUCCCACUGUGGAAAGACUUUUACCCAGUUACGGACACUGAAGGUGCAUGAAAGAAUACACACUGGAGAGAAGCCCUACCAAUGUUCCCAGUGUGGAAAGAGUUUUACCCAGUUAGGGAGCCUGAAAAUACAUAAUAGAAUUCACACCGGAGAGAAGCCUUACCAAUGCUCCCAGUGUGGAAAGAGAUGUUCACAGUUAAGUUGCUUGAAAUCACAUGAGAGAAUGCACACAGGAGAUAAGCCUCACAAAUGCCCUCAAUGUGGUAAUACUUUUAAGCGGUUAAGUAACCUGAAAGAACAUCAAAGAGUACACACAGGGGAAAAGCCUUACUACUGUUUAUAUUGCGAAAAGCGUUUCAGCUGGGUAAGGCAACUGAAAGAGCAUGAGAGAACACACACCGGAGAG